AACUAGAGCACAGCACAGCCAUUAAGAACCUGGAGAGCUAGGCACUCAUGGAACUUUUUUUUCCCUUCUAAUCUAGUUAAACAUUAAGCUGUGAAUGAAGACUUCACUGGAUUCUGGAAUUUGGGAUACAGAACGGAAGUCAGAGUUUACUUUUUGAAAAAAAAGUGGAUUUCAGCAGUGUUCCUACAGAGAUAUGGCCAGGGAAGAGGAACAUUACUACAGCAAACAUGUUCACCAAUGUCGUACCUGAAGAAUGUAUUAAGAAUUACAGCAAACUUACACAGCAAUGCAUGAACUUCCUUCCAAAGAGACAGAAGGGUGUGAUGCCUGUACUCUUAGAAGCUCACAGAACUGCUUCAUCAGAGCAGAAAAAAUUAUGAGUGAUGGCACUAACCAGUGUUUAUGUUGCGUAGGCACAGAUGUACUGCACAUUGCACAGGGUGUAAUCAAGACUUGUGCUUCCUACUGUGAACAUUCAUCAGCAUCUACACUUUGCGACCUGGCCUCGGCGUCUGGCAUGAAGUGUCAGGGUGGAUUCAUUACUUUUGCUGGUGAACCUCGCAAGUUUGAUCCAAAUUUUAGAGGACCAAUUCAUAACAGGAAUUGUACAGAUGUUCUGUGCUGCAUCAUUUUUGUUGUGGUCAUACUUGGCUAUAUUGCUUUAGGAAUCAUAGCAUGGGUGCAUGGAGAUCCUAGGAAGGUGGUGUAUCCGACAGACAGUUCCGGAGAGUUCUGUGGCCAGAAAGGCACUGCAAAUGAGAACAAAACCAUCUUAUUCUACUUUAAUAUUUUGAAGUGUGCCAGUCCUGUGGUGCUUAUCAACCUACAGUGCCCAACCACUCAGCUUUGUGUCUCAAAGUGCCCUGAUAAGUUUACAACCUAUAUAGACAUGCAACGAGCCUAUAGAUGGAGCCGAUACCCAUGGGAGAAUUACAAACCAUUUUGUAAGCCUGAAUUCAAUAAUCCAUGGAAGUCAGUUACAGAAGUUCUACGUGAUGAGGACUGCCCGUCCAUGAUUGUUCCAAGCAGACCCUUUCUUCAGAGGUGUUUUCCUGAUUUCACAACCAGAAAUGGAAUAUUGAGUGUAGGUAAUGAGACCAUGUUUAAAGAUGGAGUUGGGAAAAAAAGAAAUGUGACUGACCUCAGGGAUGCUGCCAAUGGUAUAAAUAAUGUACUUGGAGCAAGACAAUUAGGAAUGAAAAUAUUUGAAGACUAUGCCAUCUCCUGGUACUGGAUUUUAAUAGGCCUUUGUAUUGCAAUGGUUAUUAGCCUGCUUUUUCUCCUGCUGUUGAGAUUCACUGCUGGGGUUCUCUUUUGGAUUGUCAUCUUCUGCGUAAUUGGAGUCAUAGGGUAUGGAAUCUGGCAUUGUUUUUGGGAAUACAGCACUCUGAAGGGGAAACCAGGAGCUGACCUAACCAUUUCUGACAUAGGCUUUCAGACUGAUUUCAGAGUCUACCUACAGAUACGACAGACAUGGUUAGCUUUUAUGAUAAUACUCUGCAUCAUUGAAGUUAUCAACAUAUUAAUGCUGAUUUUUCUGAGAAACAGAAUUCGUAUUGCUAUUGCACUACUCAAAGAAGGAAGCAGGGCUAUAGGAUGCAUCAUGACAACAUUAUUUUAUCCAGUUAUCACAUUCAUCCUAAUUGCAAUAUGUAUCUCCUACUGGGCCGUCACAGCUGUUUUCCUUGCAACAUCUGGAGAACCCGUUUACAAAAUUAUGGCCAGUGAAACACAAUGCAAGUAUGCCAACAGAACUUGUGAUCCUGCAACAUUUGGUACCUCUAACGUCACAAAGUUAUGCCCUGGUGCUCAGUGUACUUUUGCAUUUUAUGGCGGGGAAAGCCUAUAUCACAAGUACAUCUUUAUUCUCCAAAUUUGCAAUGUUUUUGUCUUCCUGUGGCUGGUGAACUUUGCAAUUGCAUUAGGUCAGUGUACUCUUGCUGGUGCAUUUGCCUCCUACUACUGGGCCUUUAGGAAGCCUGCUGACAUACCAAGCAGUCCGCUUCUCUCAUCCUUUGGUCGAGCAAUAAGAUACCACACUGGUUCACUGGCAUUAGGAUCAUUGAUUCUUGCAAUUGUGCAGCUGAUUAGAAUCAUUCUAGAAUACUUGGAUCACAAACUGAAAGGAGCACAGAAUGCAUGUGCCAGAUUCCUGUUAUGUUGCUUGAAAUGCUGUUUCUGGUGUUUGGAAAAAUUCAUCAAAUUCAUGAACAGGAAUGCAUAUAUAAUGAUUGCCAUAUAUGGUAAGAACUUUUGCACGUCAGCAAGGGAUGCAUUCUUUUUACUUAUGAGGAAUGUUGUCAGAGUUGCAAUUUUGGAUAAAGUUACCGAUUUCUUGUUGUUCCUGGGAAAACUGCUGAUAGCUGGCAGUAUAGGUGUACUCGCCUUCUUCUUCUUUACACACAGAAUACCUCUACUAGAACAAGAAGCCCCUUCAUUAAAUUAUUAUUGGGUACCUAUUCUGACUGUCAUAUUUGGGGCUUACCUGAUUGCUCAUGGUUUCUUCAGUGUCUAUGCAAUGUGUGUUGAUACACUUUUCCUUUGUUUCUUGGAAGACAUAGAAAGAAAUGAUGGCUCUCCAGAUAGGCCGUACUUCAUGAAUGAAUCUCUGAUGAAGAUUCUGAAGAUUGUAAAUGCAAAACAGAAGUAGAAGCAAUUGACCAUGGGGAGGAUUUUCAGUACUGAUUGCCUGGUAUGUGGCAGCAAAAAUGUAUCACUGCACUUAAUUUGUAAAAUUACUGCUUUUACUACCAAACCACUCUGAACAACAAACUUUAGAAACUGGAUUUAUACCAAAGAAUUUAAUGAUUAUAUAAAGUCAUCUUGAACAAUACAAUAGUGCAUUUUCAGAUAAAGGAUGCAGAAAUAUUAUGCUACUAAUACCAGUAUUAUAAGUGCUGGGUGUAAUGAAUAUUGAGUCUUUUUCUGGGAUACUUCAUUGCUGUUUUUAAAGAAUAAUAUUUAAAGUGCAGCGAUGCAAAAAGGAGCAGUCUACAAUAUGAUGAGUUUUAAGAGUUAUUCAUUUUCAAACUUAUAAUAUUUUUGUUGAUGAAUAUAAUAUAAAUUCAGUAAUGCAGUAGAUCUGAAGGUAGUCAUAUGGCUUCUUUUAUAAAUUAUGUUGACAAUAGCCAGUUAAAAUUAUAGUAUGAACAAAAAAGUAUUCCCUUUAAUAAUUUAUAUUUUCUUAAGGUUCCCUCUGUAAUAAUCUAUUGUUACAUUUCCGGCCUUUAAAUGCAGCUAAAUAAAUUCAUCAUUUCUGAAAUGUAGCCUUAGUAGGUGUAGAAAUGCUAUGGAUAAAGUCAUCAGUUAUAAAUGCAGCCAUGGCGAAGUGCUUACUGUACAACAAAGUGCCUUGCUAUUCCAGUGUGUUGGGCAACACACUAUGUUGGCUGUGGCUGUUAACAUUAUAAUUUCAAAUUGUGGAGAUAAAUAAAGUUCCUGUUUUAAAAUGUUUAUUCAGCCACAUCUUUCAUGAUGUCAAUUUAGUGUAUAGGAGUACUUUUCUGUAAGGGUUGUUUAAACUUGUUAAUCUCCAGGAUGUCCUGUAUAUAUGUAAAAAAAUGUCUCAUGAAAUUAAUUAACUUUUUGUAAACUGAAGUGGAUGUCUGUGAUACAAUUAUUUUGGUAUGCAUAAUAGUGUAUCAUUAAAAUCUGCAAUGCAUAGAAGAAUGCUGGGAUUUAAAACAAAUAUGACUUUGGUUACAAAAAUCCUGUUAAAAUGGUACUAGUAUGUACUUUAUUGAUUUUAUAAUAGAUGCAUCAGAAAAAUACACAUUAUUUUUUUCUAUACCACUAGUAUAACAGUAGAUAAUUUUCUAUUGAUAAUAUACAACAUUCAUGAAUAAACCAAACAUUAAUGUCUUCAUUCUGCAAAUUGGACUGUGUUGAUUGCUGUGCUUUAUAAGAACAUUCUUAAUUAAUCUGAAUAAUAAUUUGCAGUAAAUAAAUAACACAAUUGAGGUCCAUGACUUUCUAUGUAGAUUUGUUUUAAUGAAAUGAAUUCAUAAACAAGCCAUAGAGAAGCUAAACUAUUUACAUGAUUUUUUAAAUAUAAACACACAUUAAUUUCCCUAUUUACAUAUUGUGUUUUAAUAAAAAUGAUUUUGAGGCUUAAAAAGUGAAUUGUAAUUAAUUAUUUUGUGAAAUUUAAGCUGUUGCAAUAUUUAUACAUAUUGCUGGUUUCACCUGUUACAAGCUGUAUUUCAUUUUCAUGACAAAAGAAAGAAGUCUUUGCAUGAUUGUUUAAGCUUUAUGUAAUUAGUGCUUCUGCUGUGCAGAAAAUAAUGGUUUUGUAAAACUAUGUUUAAUAUCAAAUAAUAAGUUUCAUAUUUAAUGACAUGAUUAUUUAAUGCUUUUCAACUACUGGAAUUUUACUCAACAAAUAAAGAUUGAAAAUAAACAGUCUAA
This is a messenger RNA of Protopterus annectens (West African lungfish), 4407 nucleotides long. It is a transcript of the gene SLC44A5, whose product is annotated as solute carrier family 44 member 5. The transcript has 23 exons. Bases 287 to 2650 code for a protein of 787 amino acids. Gene Ontology annotation, cellular component: membrane. Gene Ontology annotation, molecular function: transmembrane transporter activity. Gene Ontology annotation, biological process: transmembrane transport. NCBI's taxonomy places the organism in Eukaryota, Metazoa, Chordata, Ceratodontiformes, Protopteridae. The record is from RefSeq and is a predicted model, not a curated record.